ACAGCCCUUGUCAGAACAACGAUAUAAUGACACAGCCCCCUCCACUCGAGUGUGGCUUUGAACAACCAUUAUACUCAUAUUACUCCGUACAGAAGACUACCAUACAGUUCUUCCGCCAAACGACCUCAGAAAACUAAAUCUCUCCCAAGAUCCUUGAAUCAAACACCAGUUUACCCUCCAGCCAAUCAUCAACAUGGCUUCUGAACUCCCAACUGGCGCCUUGAGCAACUUGGCAAGCUCAGUCAAGAAUAUUGUCACAGGCCAAACCGCCGAUGCGGAUGCACACACCAAGGUUCAGGCAACCCAGGUCGAGGCAAAGGUCGCGGCACCGGCUGCCAAGAAGGUUGACACAACUGUGGAGGCUCACCAUGAUGGCACAACAGUACACAAGGAGAAGGCCUCAGCCGUUGAGCAUGAGACAGUGAAAUCACACGAGCACGAGAAGGUGGAUACUGUCAUCGACAAGGAAAUCCACCAGGACCACUACCACACCACGAUUCAACCUGUCAAGGACAAGAAUGUCCUCCCCACACAACACAUUUACCAAGAUAAUGAGGAGGAGCGUGAGAUUGACCACCGCAACAACGCCGCCAAGAAGGAGGCUGCAAGAGAGGCUGCCAGCAUUCAUGAUGAGAAGGACGUCAAGGCUACAACACACUCGAAGGAGGUUGCCCCUACGCAAGAGGGUCAGCACAUUCACCACCACAUCCACGAGACUAUCCAACCUGUAAUUGAGAAGGAGACCAUCCAACGUCAAGUAGUUCACACCACCAACCACAUCCAUGAAACUGAGCACUUGAACGACGAGCACCAUGGCGCCACUGUGGCACCCGCAAUCACCAUGGCUGACUUCGAGAAGGGCAAGGGAGGGGCCACCGGUGCUGCCGUGACCGAGGGGGUGUUGAAGGAGGAGAAGCCCAAGGUCAAGUCUUCUGCUAGCGUCUCCAAGGAGGUCAGUAUGACUGACUUUGAGAAUGGUGUGGCCAAGGAAGAAUCAAGGAAGCGAGAGGCGCCUACGGGAGAUGUAGAUAUCGAGGCGGCCACGAAAGUUGGUAAGAUCGACGCCACAGAGGCUCACAACCCUCUCAGCCAAUGAGCGGGCGCCGGCGAUAGAGGACUAUACUGACGGCUUGUAGUCAAAAAGCAGAAGAAAAGCUCGAAUUGUACAGUAGUUAGCUGUAGAUGUAGCUGUCACCAAUGAUACCACCAAUGUAGUAAAAUAUCCAAAGCCGUCCUUUUCGACACUGGUUACGCAAUCAAACUUGCAUCCGACUAGGUUGGUGGUCAUGGAGUUAUACACAGACAAACGGUUCAUGUCGUAUCGAGUUUAAUUGUAUUUAGUUGCCGACCCGCGGUCAUGGAUAAUCAGUGCGUGUCAGGAAUAAUUUGUUUGCGAAAACUGCACUAACCUAAUGCGGCUUGAAC
Messenger RNA from Truncatella angustata, 1425 nucleotides. RefSeq lists its product as uncharacterized. The record is from RefSeq and is a predicted model, not a curated record. Bases 194 to 1096 code for a protein of 300 amino acids. The transcript has 2 exons. Lineage: Eukaryota; Fungi; Ascomycota; Sordariomycetes; Amphisphaeriales; Sporocadaceae.